AAAAAUGCCAGCAUCAUUUCAAGCAACUUAUACACCAAUUGCAGCUGCUGGUACACCAGCACAAAUUGAACAUUUAGCACGAUUACUUGGUGCACAAUUAACUGCAGCUGGAUAUGGUAAAGGUUAUGAACUUAUGAAAUCUCAACAACAAGUAAAACCACCAACUGAUGAUGAUAUUGAAGACGAAAAUCCAAUAACAAGUAUUAUGGGUGUCGGACGUGAUGAUUCAUUUCCUUCGUCUUCAACUGAUGUUGACAUUAAACCAACUAUAUCAUCUAUGAGUGGAAAUGAACUUGGUGAUAUUCCAUCAACAUCUGCUGGCAUAACAACAAUGUCAACAAUACCAAGUUUACAACAGAAAAAAAUGAAACCAUUUAAAUUAGCUGAUGCUAUUAAACCAAUCGAAUAUGAUGAAAUGCAACGUAUGUCAACAGAUUCAUUUUAUCGAAUUCUUCAUGCUGAAGAUGUUUGUGAAACUGCUGGUGUUGGACAUGUAAGAAAAAAAACAAUGACGUCAUUAGUAUGUUUAUCCGAACGAAGUUUUCGUGAUAUUUAUGAAGAAUAUAUAUUCGCUGAUGUACGUAAACGUCAUGAUCUUGCAUUUGCAUGGCUUUAUCAAGAAUAUGUUUAUGCAAAUGGAUAUUUGAGUAUAUUAGAUCCAAAUAAAAAAAAAGAUUUUACUAAAUAUGAUGAUACAUUAUGUCGAUUACUUGAAUAUUUACAAGAAAAACCAGAUCAACGUGAUGGUUUAUUUUCUCGUUUAUUAACAAGUGCUCCAUUAAUUACAGAUGGUGCAUUACUUGUACUUAAACGUUAUUGUCAAGAUGAAACACGUUCUUAUCUUGGUAUGAAUACUUUACGCGAUCUUAUAUUUCGUCGAAUGAAUAUGCGUGAAAAGUUUUUGGAUAUUUUACUUGAUUUUACACAUAAUGAAAAUAUAUCUGUUAGAAAUAAUGCAAUACGUAUUGCUAAAAGUUUACAUGAUAAAGAAGAAUUUAAACAACCAAUUGAACGACAUGCUUUACAAUUUUUGAAACAUUUAACAGCAGCACAACCACCAGAAGCACUUUUUGGUGAAGAUAAAAAAGCUUCAACAAUACCUAGUGAUACAUGGACAGAAGAUUCGAUUCGUCUUUGUCUUCCAUUAUAUCUUAGUUUAAUGCCAUCGAAUCAUCAUUUAAUACAACCAUUAGCAACAAUCUAUACAGCAGUUAAUGGUGAUAUUAAACGAGUAAUUCUUCGUGUUUUAGAAAUUCCAGUUCGUGGAAUGGGUAUGAAUAGUCCGGAAUUAUUAAAAUUAGUUGAAAAUUGUCCGAAAGGUGCCGAAACAUUAAUUACACGUAUUAUUCAUAUACUUACUGAACAAGCUCCACCAUCACCUGCUUUGGUCGAAAAAGUCCGAGAUUUAUAUCAUAAACGAGUAUCAGAUGUUCGUUUUCUUAUACCAGUACUUACGGGCUUAGAUAAGAAAGAAAUUAUUAGUGCAUUACCAAAAUUAAUCAAACUAACACAACCAGUAGUGAAAGAAGUUUUUAAUCGACUUUUAGGCCUUAAUACUUCAUCUGAAACAUCACAUGCUAGUCCAAUCUUACCAUUUGAAUUAUUGAUUGCUCUUCAUCAAAUUUCAUCGGAAGAAUGUGAAUUAAAAACUGUUAUGAAUGCUGCAACACUAUGUCUAAAUGAACGUGCAAUAUAUACUCAUGAUGUUCUUGCUAUUGUUAUUCAACAACUUGUUGAUAUUAAUCCAAUACCCGUUUUGUUUAUGCGAACGGUUUUACAAGCACUUAGUUUCUAUCCAAAAAUGGUUGGUUUUGUCAUGAAUAUUUUACAACGACUUAUUACAAAACAAGCAUGGAAACAAGCUCGAAUAUGGGAAGGUUUUAUAAAAUGUUGUCAAAAAACUCGACCACAUUCAUUUCCAUUACUUCUUCAAUUACCACCUCCACAACUUAAACAUGUCUUUCAAACAGCACCUGAAUUACGUGAUGGUCUUAUACGUCAUAUACGUUCUAUGUCAAUGGCACAACGUUCAUUAAUACCAUCAUCAAUGUUAACAGUUAUUGAAGAUAAUUCAGAAAAUGUUGCACCAGAAAUUCGUAUACAAACGAUACCAACAACGACGUCAUCUAUGGAACAAUAA
Messenger RNA from Adineta steineri, 2140 nucleotides. The record is from the annotation of a GenBank genome assembly. Lineage: Eukaryota; Metazoa; Rotifera; Eurotatoria; Adinetida; Adinetidae.